This is a messenger RNA of Owenia fusiformis, 2466 nucleotides long. The record is from the annotation of a GenBank genome assembly. Lineage: Eukaryota; Metazoa; Annelida; Polychaeta; Sabellida; Oweniidae.
CUUUGUCACAGCCAUUGAAAUUUUCACGGCAACACUUUUCGAAGUGGCUUCAAACUUUCAUCAAUUUUCUGUAAUAUGCCUAAUGAGCCCAAACAAGAUGGACAUGGUUUAGAACAGCAGCUAGCUGGUCUAGACUUGAACCAAGCCCCAGCAGGGGGAAACAGGGGUGGUUACCAGGGGAAGUAUGUCCCCCCACACUUGAGAGGACGGGGAGGUGGCCCCGGCCAAGAUUUUAGCAACCAGCGGGGUGGCGGAAGAGAUGGUCAGCGUGGUGGCGGCUUUGGGAACUAUGGGGGAGGCGGCUUUAAUAACUAUGGCAACCAGCCCUUCGGAGGACAGCCAAACCAAGGCCCAAUGGAUGGGGGCCGUGGCGGCGGUCGCGGGGGAGGAAGCUUUAACAAUUUUAGCGGUGGCGGCAGAGGGGGAUACCAGAAUAGAGGGGGUCGUGGAGGCCGAGGUGGAUACCAAAAUGACAGAGGGGGUCAGGGCGGAGGUCGCUGGAGCCGGGAGGGCAGUGAGGACCCCUAUAACAGUGGGGGAGGAAGACGCAGCGGCGGGGGUGACAGGGACAACAAUUGGGGAGGCAGUGGGGGUAGAGACAACCAAAGAUGGGGGAGUGGACCCCCACCCCAGCCUACUAACACAAGGUGGGACAACAGUGACAGCCAAGGGACAAGUGGCUGGGGAGGAAGUGGUGGUGGUGGUGGUAGUAAUUGGGGAAAUGACAGGCACCGCGAGUUUCAGCAAAACAGGAACCAGAAUACCAACUGGAACUCCACGUUGCCCGUGGACAGAUGGGCCAGUAAUGGAGCACCACAGAACUCAAGAUGGCAAGAACCCGAAGAUGAUAAACUCGAUUGGGAUAAACCCUUACCCAGAAAUGAACGACAGGAAAACGAGCUUUAUGACUCUAACCCAACUGGAAUCAAUUUCGACCGCUACAAUGACAUUCCAGUAGAGGCGACCGGUGAAAAUGUACCAAAAUGCAUCGAGGAGUUCAGUGAAACUGAGCUUGGUGAGAUCAUCAAGAACAACAUUGCUCUGUGCCACUAUGAUAGACCCACACCCGUACAGAAGUAUGCCAUCCCAUGUGUGAAUGGUGGCAGAGAUCUGAUGGCGUGUGCCCAGACUGGAUCGGGUAAAACUGCCGCGUUUUUGAUCCCCACUCUCAAUCGCGUCUACAAGGAGGGACCCCCAGACUUCAUGAAGGACCAACCCCCAAGCUCAGGGGGACGUUAUAACAGGCGUAAGCAGUACCCACUGGCUUUGAUCCUGGCACCUACUCGAGAGUUGGCAUCACAGAUUUACGAUGAGGCUAGAAAGUUCGCCUACCGCUCACAUGUUCGACCUUGUGUAGUGUAUGGAGGUGCCGAUGUUGGGGGUCAAAUGCGUGACCUUGACAGAGGCUGCCAUCUAUUGGUUGCCACACCUGGACGUCUGGUUGAUAUGAUGGAACGUGGAAAAAUCAGCGUUGAACAUACAAGGUUCCUCAUCUUGGAUGAGGCAGAUCGUAUGUUGGACAUGGGUUUCGAGCCACAGAUCAGACGCAUUGUUGAGCAAGAUAACAUGCCUGGACCUGGCAAACGCCAAACACUCAUGUUCAGCGCUACCUUCCCUAAGGAAAUACAGAUGUUGGCUCGUGACUUCCUCCAAGAAUAUAUCUUCUUAGCUGUAGGACGUGUUGGAAGCACCAGUGAGAAUAUCACGCAAAAAGUUGUGUGGGUCGAGGAAAUUGAUAAACGAUCUUUCCUGUUGGAUCUCCUUAAUGCUGCAGGUCCUGACUCAUUGACAUUGACAUUCGUUGAGACAAAGAAGGGUGCAGAUUCUUUGGAAGAGUUCUUGUAUGGUCAGGGUUACCCGGCAACCAGUAUCCAUGGUGAUAGAUCCCAACGUGAGAGAGAGGCUGCCCUGGAUGCGUUCAGACAUGGCAAGAGCCCCAUUCUCGUUGCAACAGCUGUUGCAGCAAGAGGUCUUGAUAUUCCCAAUGUAAAACAUGUCAUUAACUUUGAUCUGCCUGGAGAUAUUGAGGAAUACGUGCAUAGGAUUGGUCGUACUGGACGUGUGGGAAAUCUUGGUUUGGCGACAUCUUUCUUCAACAUCAAGAACAAGAACCUGUUACGUGACUUGAUGGACCUUCUGGUGGAAGCUCACCAGGAGGUACCCUCUUGGUUGGAGUCUAUGGCGUAUGAAGCAAGACACGCUGGUCCUUCAAGAAGAGGUGGAGGUAAACGAUUCGGACCUGGUUUUGGCAGUAGAGAUUACCGUCAAACAGGAGGCCGCGGAGGUGGUUCUGGAGGUAGCAGUGGAGGCAGUAACUACAAUGCCCCCACCCCCCAGACCAAUGCUGCCGUGUUCAACCCCAUGGCCAUGCAAUACCAAUUUGCUAACGCCAGUGGGUAUGGAGGAAGUUAUGCGGCACCACCGCAACCCGUACAGCAAAAUCCAAAUGAUUGGUGGGGUAAUUAG